This is a messenger RNA of Trifolium pratense (red clover), 1954 nucleotides long. Its product is annotated as protein FAR1-RELATED SEQUENCE 11-like. Gene Ontology annotation, biological process: regulation of DNA-templated transcription. NCBI's taxonomy places the organism in Eukaryota, Viridiplantae, Streptophyta, Magnoliopsida, Fabales, Fabaceae. Bases 1 to 1704 code for a protein of 567 amino acids. Gene Ontology annotation, molecular function: zinc ion binding. The record is from RefSeq and is a predicted model, not a curated record. The transcript is spliced from 4 exons.
AUGUCGACUGAAGUACCGGAUGAAGUUGAUACUGAUGAAAUUGAACUUCUUACAAAUGUUGAUUUCCCUCAAAUAUUUGAUAGUGAUGAUGAUGCUUAUAAUUUUUACUCUUCGUUUGCACAAAGAAGUGGUUUCUCAAUUAGACGUCAUCACGUUUAUAGAAACACUACUGAUGAGGGAAAUCCACAAACAGUUUACAAAAGAGAGUUCGUUUGCCAUCGAUCCGGGGUUUCUAAACCAGUCAAAGUUAAUGAACUGGAAAGUCAAAGGAAACGGAAAGCUUCAAGGUGUAGUUGGAACACAUUAUUUGGGCAUUUGAAUUUCCUAGCUUUUGUCAAAGGAAAGAAUCCACAAACAAUUCUUACAGAUCAAGAUCCCUCGCUUAAAGAAGCUAUUGCAAAUGAAUUUCCGAACACAAAACAUGCAUUUUGCAUAUGGCACAUCUUGGCAAAGUUGCCAAGUUGGUUUUCGUUUGUAUUAGGUGCAAGAUAUAAUGACUUUAAAUCUGAGUUUUUCAAGGUGUACCAUUUAGAUUGUGAAGAUGAUUUUGAACAAUAUUGGAAAUCCAUGGUUGCACAAUUUGGUCUAAGUAACGAUAUACAUAUUAAAUUGUUGUAUUCUCUUCGCCAACGAUGGGCUCUACCUUAUUUGAAGGACUUUUUUUUUGCUGGGAUGACAACAACUGGACGUUCGGAAUCGAUAAAUUCAUAUAUAAAACACUUCUUGGAUGCCAAAACAAGUUUGACUGAUUUUAUUACUAGGGUUGGUGUUGCUGUCCAAAUUAGGAAUCAAGUUGGAGAGGAAGCAAGAAUGCGUCAAAAGUAUCAUAAUCAUCUACUUAAAACAAGUUUUCCAAUGGAGGAACAUGUUGCAUCUAUACUCACACCUUAUGCUUUUGGGUUGAUUCAAAUUGAGAUUGAGUUAUCUACAAAAUACGCUGCAACUGAAACAAACAGUGGCUCUUUUAUUGUGAAGCAUCACACCAAAGAUGAUGGAGGUCGUCUUGUAACUUGGAUAGAAGGUCAAGAAUCAAUUCGUUGCUCUUGUAAGGAAUUUGAGUUUUCUGGAAUAUUGUGCAGGCAUGCUAUUCGAGUGCUUCUAAUGAAAAAUUAUUUUCACAUACCUUCAAAGUAUCUUCCUUUUCGAUGGAGACGUGAAAGUUCAUUGAUCCCAAGAUCUAGGCACAUAGUAAACAACAAUGAUGUCUCCUCUUCUGAGUUUCAUUCUCUGAUUCAAUGUCUUGAAUAUGAAUCUUUAAAAACAAAAGAACGGAAACAAAUUGCUACUAAAGGGUUGGAGGAUCUUAUCCGAGAGAUAAAAGGAAUGUCCGAAAGUCAUGAAGAUCAAAUUGGUUUGGAAGUUGUUCCAAAUAAUGAUGAAUGUGAUGUUGGAAUUCCAGUUAGAACUAGAAGCAAAGGUCGACCAAAAGGUUCAAAGGCAAAAGUAGUAGUUGAAGUUGUUUCAAAUAAUGAUGAAUGUGAUGUUGGAAAUCCAGUUAGAACCAAAAGCAAAGGUCGACCAAAACGAUCAAGGCCAAAAGGAGGAGUUGAAGCUGCAACCAAGAUUCGCCAUUGUCUUUUUCCGAAUUGUGGUGCAACCGGCCAUGACACACGGAAUUGUCCAAACAAAAGGAAACAUAAUGACAUGUUGCCUAAUGAAUCACCUAAUGUGUUCAAAAAGGGCUGGAGAAAUUCAUCUAAUUAAUAGUCAAAAAAGGCUUCGAGGAUGUAAUGGAUAAAAGUGAUGAUAGUAAUUCAACAGAGAUGUGUUUCAUGUUUUCUGGUGUGGUUUUAGUAGUGGGAGUAGUAGCUAUAAUACAAUGAUAUAGUGUUGACUAUAUCAUUGGAUAAAAGUACUAAGUUGCUUUUCAUUAACUAGUCUUAUAGUUCUCUUUAAUUGAUGUAAUGAGAUGUUAAAGUUUGUUUUAUUGGUAUCAUAAUAUGUUCAAGUGUUA